GCCCAAUAUUGAACCUUCUUCUACCUUCAUCGUGUGUUGAGCAACUAAAAAGGCGAAAAUGGCGUCUACAGUAGCCAAGCUUAGAAGCAGCCCCAAUUUCAUCAAUGGCAUUCGAAGAUUUUCCCACGCAAUACCCAUACCGCCGCCACUUGAUAACACUGUUAAUCACCCGACAGUUUCAUCACCAUCGUUGGUUUUACCUGAACACGACAACAUCAACAACAACAUAGGAUUUAUGUUCCCAAAUUCACCCUUUCUUGGAGGAUCUAUGGAACUCAUGGCUGUUCCUAAGAAAAAGACUUCCCCUCAUAAGAGAGGCAUAAGAAAUGGACCAAAGGCUCUAAAACCAGUGCCAGUGAUUAUGCGAUGCAAGGUCUGCGGUCGAGUCAAAUUACCACAUUUCUUUUGCUGCAGUGGAAUUAAGCCUGGUGAUGAGAAUAGUUCCAACAGUUGAUCAACUUGAAGUGGAGCAUCCAACAUAAUUUCUGUCAAUUUCAACUUUGUUGUUCUGGUAGUACCUUUUUUUGUUUGAAAGAAUGAAGGUUAAAUAUGCACCAUGGCUGCACAAUAGCAUAGGCCUCUUGCUGAAGAACCUGUUUUGCAUGUUUAAUCAGCACUAUAUUAGCUGUAUUUCUUCUAAGUUUUCCCUUUGAUUGUUGAUGACGAGUAGUUCUUGAAAAUCACAAAGCAUAAGAAUUCAGAGACUAGAGCACGUAGCUCUUUCACAUUCACUCUGGAACAAAAGUUCCUGAUGCCCCCCUGAGCGAACAAGCAAGAACUUAUUACAUCAAGAUCGUCUGUUCUCCGUGUCUAUCAGAACUGUUCGUGUACUUUGUGAAGUUGCACCGUCAGUAUGAAAGUUUCAUAUCUGUAGCAUGCUCAUCACUUUUAGUUUCUUCA
Messenger RNA from Solanum dulcamara, 900 nucleotides. RefSeq lists its product as uncharacterized. The transcript is spliced from 3 exons. NCBI's taxonomy places the organism in Eukaryota, Viridiplantae, Streptophyta, Magnoliopsida, Solanales, Solanaceae. Bases 59 to 454 code for a protein of 131 amino acids. Gene Ontology annotation, molecular function: structural constituent of ribosome. Gene Ontology annotation, cellular component: mitochondrial large ribosomal subunit. The record is from RefSeq and is a predicted model, not a curated record. Gene Ontology annotation, biological process: translation.